UGGCAGCUGAGCGAGCAGUAUAAAAGACGGUCAGCGCUGCUGGACAGCAGAUUAUUGCCGUUGUUGAAGAGUUACCACCGGGUUUUAAAGAUGAGGAUGGCCGGUGGUUGCAUGAAGCUGUUUGUCGCUUUUAUUUUGGUGUCUUGUGCAAAACGUUCAGUCCAGCAGGAGGACGCCGUAGUUACCCAAGCACCAAUUAACGACAUUAAUUCUACCUACUUGUACCUCAAGUUAUAUGUUGAAGAAUACAAUGAGACGAUGAUGGAGGGUGUAAUGGCGGCAGGGGGGCGCCCUGGCCAAGCCAGCAAUACUCACAGUUGUGACUCCAUCCGGGGAGUUCCGCAGAGUCUGCGCAGUAGAACUAACAUGUAUCCCAAUGGACUGGGAUACUUUUAUCAAAAAUAUACAGAGGCGUACGGCAUCCCGGUCUUAGGGUCUCGUUACCUUAGCGACGACGCACUGAAGCGGGCGUGCUACACUGUGAGGUUCUUACUGGCUGACAGAUAUGACGUCCGUAACUCGUACUACAAGCGUUACGGACGGUUUGCCAUCAUGGGACGAAGAGAGGUAACCACCAAUAUCCCAGAACACUCUUUCCUGGAACCCGGGUUCUGGAACCAAAGAGCACGUGGCCUAGGAGCUACUGAGUCUGCGCCAGUUUCGACGGGAGCGGAAGAGAACGUGCUGUGCGAGACUGGCGACCGGUACCGUGAGGACAUCGCUCUCCACGAGUUCUCCCACGGCGUCCAUAUUCUGGGAGCCAAGUACGCCAUUAGAGGUUUCGAGAGGAGGUUGGCGGGGCUGUACAGCAGCGCACGUAGCCGAGGACUCUGGAGGGGCACAUACUCUCUGAGCACGAAGGAGGAAUACUGGGCGGAAGGGGUCCAAAGUUACUUUAACGUCAACGACUUCUCCGCGACCCCUAAUGGCGUCCAUGGUCCCAUUAACACGAGGUCUAAGCUCCAGAACUACGAUCCGGCCCUGUAUAAUAUCAUCAGGGAGGUGUACCCAUGUGGCAACACGUACAUCAAACGGUGCGGGAACAGACAGGAAAUAUACGCAAAAGAAAGAGCACAGCAACUUCGUUUAAAUUGUGAUUCAAACGGAGGCGGAGGGACUGGUGGUGGAACCGGUGGUGGAACUGGAGGGGGAACCGGUGGGGGGACCGGAGGUGGAACCGGUGGGGGAACCGGAGGUGGAACUGGAGGGGGAACCGGUGGGGGAACCGGAGGAGGAACUGGCGGAGGCAACUGUACGGACAAUGACAACCGCUGUGCUGGCUGGGCGGGAAGAGGAGAGUGCGACAAGAACCCGAGGUACAUGCUGGUCAACUGCCGGAAGAGCUGUCGCCAGUGUUCAGGAGGAGGGGGAGGAGGAGGAGGCACCAACUGUGUGGACAGGAACAUGUUCUGUGCAUCCUGGUCCAGACGCGGGGAGUGUACACGCAACCCUAGGUACAUGCUGGCCAACUGUAGGAGAAGCUGCCGGCAAUGCUGAUGACAAUCUUCCCGAUAUAAAGUUCAGUUUCUGUAAUUUAUAAAGUUUAGAUCUACCUUCUUUGAUUACGUGACUGUUGAUGUAGGAGCGUGGUCACAGCGGUUUUCACGGUUCUCAACGGUUCUGUCUGGUAGUUGAUGGACAGUGUUUUAGUAGCCUGGUACAUAAUUAAAAUUGGAACAGCAUUUUCCAAAUUUUGCCAAGUGGGCACGUGACGUAAUUUGUAGAACAAAUCAACUUAAAAACGUCGAAUGUGAAGGCCGAAUACGUUAGGGACAUUCAAAGCCGUUGUUUUUUAAUUCUCGCCUGGCUUGAAUAUUUUCAAAUGUACUUGCAAUUGUAAAGUAAUGCACACAUUUUGUCAUGUAUCAAGAAUGUGAAUAAAAGUAAAAAGUGAAUAAAAGUUUGUGUGGUAUUAAUA
This is a messenger RNA of Lingula anatina, 1918 nucleotides long. RefSeq lists its product as uncharacterized. The record is from RefSeq and is a predicted model, not a curated record. Gene Ontology annotation, molecular function: metallopeptidase activity. NCBI's taxonomy places the organism in Eukaryota, Metazoa, Brachiopoda, Lingulata, Lingulida, Lingulidae.